Molecule: messenger RNA, 1767 nt
Organism: Cololabis saira (Pacific saury)
Lineage: Eukaryota; Metazoa; Chordata; Actinopteri; Beloniformes; Belonidae
Gene: marcksl1a
Product: MARCKS-like 1a
Exons: 2
Coding region: 261-917 (218 amino acids)
Biological process (GO): actin filament organization; central nervous system development
Cellular component (GO): cytoplasm; plasma membrane
Molecular function (GO): calmodulin binding; actin filament binding
Source: RefSeq, a predicted model, not a curated record
CAUCCUUCAAUUUGAGCUCAGCCGCUGUGGGGUUUAACACUCGUAGCGUGGGGGGGUUUGUGUCGUUCCCAAAAACCUUGUAAGAGAGAAAGAAAGGAGAUCAGCUCGGAUUGUUCACCUCUUUGGGGUCAAGACCUUAACCAUCCUCAGAACUGGAUAUUUGAAACUCAAAAACUCUUCCAGUGGGGGUUUUCUUUUUCGAUUUUCUUUUCCUUUUUUUUGUUGAGGUCGCCUGAAAAAAAAACAAAAAUUAAAAAAAGAUGGGAGCCCAGUUGUCCAAGGGUGGAGUAGCUGCUGAGGGGAAAGCCGCGGCCGCCGAGCCUGCUGCUGCCAAAGCCAACGGCCAGGAGAACGGCCAUGUGAAAACCAACGGUGAUGUCUCGGCCAAGCCCGAUGGGGAAGUGGCUGCCGUGGACGGAAAUGGCACUGCCGAACCGGCCAAGGAGGGAGAAAGCAGCGCCGGAGACGCCAUCGAGCCGGCUCCGGCUGCCGAGGGCGAGGCCGCCAAAGCGGAGGGCGAGGCCUCUAAAGAGGGCAAGAAGAAGAAGAAGUUCUCCCUCAAGAAUUCCUUCAAGUUCAAGGGUAUCUCACUGAAGAAGAGCAAGAAGGGCAGUGAGGAGGGCAAGGAGGAGGCCACUUCUCCCACAACCGAGGACAAGCCCGAGGAAAACGGCCAUGCAGCCAAGGAAACCAAAGAGGAGACGCCAGCCACGGAGGCCAAAGAGGGCGAGGCUGAUGCUGCGGCCGCUGCUGCGGCCGCUGCUGCGGACGCCCCUGCUGCCCCUGCACCCGAGGGAGAGACCAAAGCUGCAGAGGAGGCCCCACCAACAGAAGCUGCCCCCGCCGAGGAGGCCGCCGCCGCCCCGGCCGAGGGCACGACACCAGCAGCCUCUGAGGGAGAGGCCAAGGCAGAGUGACUGCACCCCGCCAAGGCACCUGAACUGAUUUUUCAAGAUUAAAAUAUAUAAAUAUAUAUAUGAGAGACCCGUGCCACGUCCUCAAAGUUAUAAACAAAACUACAAAAGAAGACGACAAAGGAAUAUAUCACAUUUGCUGAUUCAACCACCAGUUCACUGCCUUUUAUUAGUUCUUCGACAGACGGAAACUCACCGGGCCCUCUCGUGAUGACAGCGUCGGCUUGUGUCGUCCCAUCCCCCUCAUGGUACACACAGGGACUGGUGUGCGGCGAAGGUAAUGGAUUGGAUGUGGAGCGAAUCAGGAAUACUGACUUAUUUUCCCAAUUCAUGGAGAAGCAUCCUUUUUAACAGCGUGGCAGCCCUAUAACAUCUUAUAUUUCUUUUCUCUUCCAUUUUGGGAUCUAAAAAUUUUUUCGCCGUUUGUGGAACGGUGCCGACCAUCGCCUUCACUCGAAAUGACUGUUAUAAGGACACAUGAAUCUUUCAAAUGAUCUUAUUAAUUUUUACAUUUCCUACAUUUUACCCCAGAAAAUUUCAAGUAUUUUGUCAUGUAUAGAAAAAGUGAAAUCAAGGAGGGGAGGCGGGAGAAGAGCUAUGUCUUUAUUCGUGCAUUUUCAUUCUUUUUCUGGCUAAAACCACAUUCAAGCUUCUUGAGUAUUGCAGUGUUCACAUUUCAGUCUGUGACGCAAGGGUUUGGGGUUGUGUACAAAAUGUGAGCUUUUUAUCUGCAAACUGUCUCUGUAAAUAUGUUUUGGCCAAUAUUUUUGGUUCUCUUUAUUUUGCUAUCAUUUGAAGAUGUUAAUGGUUUUAUUGUAACUUUUAAUAAGGGUAAAUAAAUGUUUCGAUCCCC